Tarenaya hassleriana is the source of this 1845-nucleotide messenger RNA. Its product is annotated as probable arabinosyltransferase ARAD1. The record is from RefSeq and is a predicted model, not a curated record. Gene Ontology annotation, molecular function: glycosyltransferase activity. Lineage: Eukaryota; Viridiplantae; Streptophyta; Magnoliopsida; Brassicales; Cleomaceae. The transcript is spliced from 9 exons. Bases 69 to 1607 code for a protein of 512 amino acids.
CAUUUCUCGGAGUGCGAGGAACUAGCGACACAAUUGAUCGAAUUCGGAUCAAGGAUCAGAUCUUUCCAAUGCCGGGAAAAUUGCAUUCUCAUCAUUCUUCCUCCAGGCCCAGAUCCAAAACCCUAAUCCUCACUCUCUCCCUCUUCGCCUUCUCCCUCAUCGUCAUCCUCCUCUUCACUCUCUCUUCCUCCACCAGACCCUCCUCGGGUCCGUACCCGAGCACGCCGUCGUGGCCGGUGACGUCCUUCGUCGCCUCGCUUGAGCAUUUCCUGAUUCACAAGGCUCCGAAUCUCUCGGUCUCGAUUAGGGACGAUACGGUUCAUGCGGGGAGUGACGAUGAUGCGAGGAAGUUCGACGAGGUGGUGUUUGAGAGGGAGAAUCGGUGGUUGAACGACGAUCCUAACUACCCUUUGAGUUUUCCGAUUAAGGUUUACGUCUACGAGAUGCCGAAGAAGUUUACCUACGAUCUUCUCUGGUUGUUUCACAAUACUUACAAAGAGACAUCGAAUCUCACUUCUAAUGGUAGCCCUGUGCAUCGCCUGAUCGAGCAGCAUUCUAUUGAUUAUUGGCUUUGGGUUGACCUGAUUGCUCCUGAAUCCGAAAGGCAUUUGAAGAGUGUUGUGAGGGUCCAUCAGCAGCAGGAUGCAGACUUUUUCUAUGUUCCAUUUUUCACUACUAUCAGCUUUUUCUUGUUGGAGAAGCAGCAGUGCAAAGAACUUUAUAGGGAAGCUUUGAAAUGGGUCACCGAUCAGCCUGCAUGGAAAAGGUCUGAGGGAAGGGAUCACAUAUUUCCUAUUCACCAUCCCUGGUCUUUCAAGUCAGUACGGAAGUUUGUCAAGAAGGCAAUUUGGCUUUUACCAGAUAUGGACUCCACUGGGAACUGGUACAAGCCAGGCCAAGUUUCACUGGAGAAAGACCUAAUUCUUCCUUAUGUCCCAAAUGUUGAUCUCUGUGAUGCCAAAUGCUUGUCAGAAUAUUCCUCAAAGAGAACCACAUUUCUGUUUUUCCGAGGGCGGCUUAAGAGGAAUGCUGGUGGGAAAAUACGUGCCAAACUCGGAGCGGAGCUAAGCAAUGUGAAGGAUGUUGUAAUUGAGGAAGGGACUGCUGGAGAAGGAGGGAAAUGGGCUUCUCAGAACGGCAUGCGUAGAUCCCUCUUUUGCUUGUGUCCUGCUGGUGACACGCCAUCGUCUGCCAGAUUGUUUGAUGCUAUUGUCAGUGGGUGUAUACCUGUUAUAGUCAGUGAUGAGUUGGAAUUUCCUUUUGAAGGAAUACUUGAUUACAGGAAGAUUGCCGUGGUUGUUUCUUCCAGUGAUGCUAUACAGCCAGGGUGGCUUCUAAAUUAUCUGAGAAGCCUUACCCCCUCUCAUAUAAAGGAAUUUCAGAAAAACAUAGCUCAAUACGCCCGGCAUUUCGUAUAUUCCAACCCAGCUCAGCCAUUAGGUCCAGAAGACCUGACAUGGAGAAUGAUAGCUGGUAAACUAAUGAACAUCAAGCUCCACACGAGGAGGUCGCAACGGGUUGUGAAAGGUUCAAGGAGUAUUUGCAGAUGUGAUUGUUGGUGGCCAAACUCUACGGUUCCCAAUCCAUUGAAUCCUGUCUUGGGUUAAGGACCAGGUCCCUCGAUCCAUUUGCCCAUAGAUAGUAAUACUCUACGCUGUUGAAUAACUUGUUUGUUUUCUGUUUCUUUCUUUUAAACAUAUGCUUCUUUUAUCAUUUCAUGCCUGUAAUUUGUCAUUGAUUAUGAUGUGGCAAUGUUAUGAUCCCAAAGUGAUUAUGGGAGGCUAUGGGGUAACUUUUAGAGGAUUUUGUACCCCAGUUCUGAAUUAACAUUGGUUCAGAUGUUCA